Wyeomyia smithii (pitcher-plant mosquito) is the source of this 995-nucleotide messenger RNA. RefSeq names its product luciferin sulfotransferase-like. Gene Ontology annotation, biological process: sulfation. Lineage: Eukaryota; Metazoa; Arthropoda; Insecta; Diptera; Culicidae. Gene Ontology annotation, molecular function: sulfotransferase activity. Gene Ontology annotation, cellular component: cytoplasm. The record is from RefSeq and is a predicted model, not a curated record. The transcript has 2 exons. The coding region runs from base 13 to 972 and encodes 319 amino acids.
GAUCGGUGUAGAAUGUCGUUCGAAUACGUUAACAUCGCAGAUCCCCAGUGGCUCACAACUCGCUUCGAAUCGGGCCAAGAUGACUAUAUUCUUGUGAAACCGAAAGAAUACUCCAAAGUUCCUAUCGAUAUUCCGAACUGGGUACCCAAUGCUUGUUGUACCACAACUUUAUUCCAACGCCAUGGAACUGAACUGUUGAAUUUUGAAGUAAAAAACGAUGACGUGUGGAUCGCGUCGUAUCCGAAAAGUGGAACAACCUGGGUUCAGGAAAUGGUUUGGUUGAUUUGCAAUGAUCUAGAUUUUGACAAAGCUCGCGCAACAGUUAUCCGCGAUCGUUCACCCUUUCUCGAAGUCAGCACAAUUUUUGACAUUGAAGAAGAGACAAGCUCCUUUGCGUACACCAGCGAAACACCUAGCCCACGAUUUAUCAAAACUCAUCUGCCAGUUGCCCUGCUGCCGCCAAAAAUUUGGACUGUAAAACCUAAAAUCGUUUACAUUAGACGCAAUCCAAAAUCGGUUGCUGUUUCCUACUACCACCACUCCAAAACGAGCCACUUCAGGGGCACCCUGGAAACAUUUGUGCAUUUGUUUAUGAAAAAUAUUCAGCUUUACUCACCAUACCAUCAGCACGUCAUUGAAUAUCACCAAUUGAAGGAAUAUGGUAAUAUGUUAUACCUCAGUUUCGAGGACAUGAAGCGAAACCUGAAGGAAUCGGUCUUGCGGACUUGCAAAUUUUUUGGACGUACUUAUUCGGACAGUAAAAUUGAUGCUCUUUGUCGGCAUUUAUCUUUCGAAUCGAUGACUGCGAAUCUAGCAGUGAACUACGAAGAUGUGUUUCCGGACGAAAAAUUCAUACGUGAAGGCGCCAUUGACGGGUGGAAGAAGGAGUUGAGCCCCGAGCUGAUCGUCGAGAUGGAUCACUGGACUGAGAGUACGGUUGACCAAAAAUAUCAACAUUUGUUUAAAAUCUGACCUGGCCUCAUUCGGAAAUAAUG